Messenger RNA from Boleophthalmus pectinirostris (great blue-spotted mudskipper), 1509 nucleotides. RefSeq names its product gamma-aminobutyric acid type A receptor subunit gamma1 (gene gabrg1). The record is from RefSeq and is a predicted model, not a curated record. Gene Ontology annotation, cellular component: neuron projection; GABA-A receptor complex; postsynapse. The coding region runs from base 1 to 1509 and encodes 502 amino acids. Gene Ontology annotation, biological process: regulation of postsynaptic membrane potential; nervous system process; synaptic transmission, GABAergic. The transcript is spliced from 10 exons. NCBI's taxonomy places the organism in Eukaryota, Metazoa, Chordata, Actinopteri, Gobiiformes, Gobiidae. Gene Ontology annotation, molecular function: GABA-gated chloride ion channel activity; benzodiazepine receptor activity; inhibitory extracellular ligand-gated monoatomic ion channel activity.
AUGUCGGCGUUAUUAGUGCCGUGCCCGUGGGCACAAGAGCGCGCAGUCAGCUCCCUCUCCACCUCUCCUCUGCAGCUCACCGCUGGCUCGGCACGGCUCUGCACCUUCCACCGAGUCUGCGUGCGCUGGACACUCCGCUCAAACAGCGUCCAGCGGGACAAAGCCAUGAAGUCCUGGCUGCUCUUCGCUCUCCUGCGCCUCUGGGCAGCCGUUGGGUCCAGUAAACAGCAGGAGGAGGACUAUGAAGAUGUGCCUAUUAACAAGACGUGGGUGUUAUCACCUAAAGUCUAUGAGAGCGAUGUCACUUUGAUUCUCAAUAAACUUUUGCAAGGCUACGACAACAAGCUGAGGCCAGACAUUGGAGUGAGGCCUACAGUGAUUGAAACAGCCGUGUACGUGAACAGCAUUGGGCCUGUGGACCCCAUCAACAUGGAGUACACCAUUGACAUCUUCUUCGCUCAGACAUGGUACGACAGCAGGCUCAAGUUCAACAGCACCAUGAAGCUGCUCAUGCUCAACAGUAACAUGGUAGGCAAAAUCUGGAUCCCAGACACCUUCUUCAGAAACUCCCGAAAAUCUGACGCUCACUGGAUCACCACCCCCAACAGACUGCUCCGCCUGUGGAGCAAUGGGCGCGUCAUGUACACACUGAGGUUGACUAUAAAUGCCGAGUGCUACCUUAAGCUGCAUAACUUUCCAAUGGAUGAGCACUCGUGUCCCCUGGAGUUUUCAAGCUAUGGUUACCCCAGGAAUGAGAUCAUGUACCGGUGGCAGAGGAGGGCCGUGGAGGUGGCAGACCAACGUUACUGGAGGCUGUACCAGUUUGCUUUCGUGGGGCUCAGGAACACUUCAGAUGUGGCUCACACGCAGUCAGGUGAAUAUGUGAUCAUGACCAUCUUCUUUGACCUGAGCCGGAGGAUGGGCUACUUCACCAUCCAGACGUACAUCCCCUGCAGCAUGAUCGUGGUGCUGUCCUGGGUCUCCUUCUGGAUCAACAAGGAUGCAGUCCCCGCCCGCACGUCACUGGGCAUCACCACGGUGCUCACCAUGACGACGCUCAGCACCAUUUCCAGGAAGUCUCUGCCUAAAGUGUCGUACGUGACGGCCAUGGAUCUGUUUGUGUCUGUGUGCUUCAUCUUCACCUUCGCUGCUCUCAUGGAGUACGGCACUCUGCACUACUUCACCAGCAACAGGCAGAACAAGAAGGCCAAGGCCAACAACACACAGCAGAAGACCUCCAGCCUGGUGAACAUCCGCCCGGGCACGUCUCUGCUGCAGAUGAACAACAUCCUGCCCUACGUGGAGGAGGACGACUUCGCCUACGACUGCCUGGACGGGAAGGACUGCGCCAGCUUCUUCUGCUGCUUCGACGAUUGUCGCUCUGGGGCCUGGCGUGAGAACAGGAUGCACGUAAGGGUUUCCAAAAUCGAUUCCUACGCGCGCAUUUUCUUCCCCACUGCAUUUGGGCUUUUUAAUUUAGUUUAUUGGAUCGGCUACUUGUAUCUAUAA